GAAUUACGCUGUGCCAUCUGGUACCAAAAUUCGGUGAUCCAUACAAUAACCGGGGUAGCACACAUGGGGACGUUAUAGCUAAGUCUAUUCAAGGUGAAAUCGAGCAGGCUGUUGGCGGCAUCGCGCAGGCUGUUGGCGGCAUNGUGAGAAUUACGCUGUGCCAUCUGGUACCAAAAUUCGGUGAUCCAUACAAUAACCGGGGUAGCACACAUGGGGACGUUAUAGCUAAGUCUAUUCAAGGUGAAAUCGAGCAGGCUGUUGGCGGCAUCGCGCAGGCUGUUGGCGGCAUUGAGCAGGCUGUUGGCGGCAUCGAGCAGGCUGUUGGCGACAUCGAACAAACCGGUCUUCUGGAAAAACUUCGCACUAUUGUUUCUCAUAUUGUUGGUGAUAGCGAUGAAGAAGAAGGCUCUGAAGAAGGCUCUGGUUCAGGCCCUUCCGAAGCGGCUGAGAAUGAAAGCAGCACUGACGGUCCCUUUUCGGGAUCACAAGAAAAUGGUACAAUAGUUGUAGCUACUGCCGUUGCUUCUGUUUCGGAUUCACCUGAAGAGGAAAGUACAACCGUUUCUAGUUCCGAAUCACCUGUGGAUGAAAGUACUACUGAGGUUUCUUCUGAAACACCAGCUGAUUCCAGCUCCGAAGCACCGCUUCUAGUUCUACUGAGGAUGAUACUCCGAAGCACCGCUUCUAGUUCUACUGAGGAUGAUAGUACGACAGCUUCAAGUUCCGAAUCACCUGCGGAUGAAAGUACUACUGAGGUUUCUUCUGAAACACCAGCUGAAUCCAGUUCCGAAGCAUCCGCUUCUAGUUCUACUGAGGAUGAUAGUACGACAGCUUCAAGUUCCGAAUCACCUGCGGAUGAGAGUACUACUGAGGUUUCUUCUGAAACAACAGCUGAAUCCAGUUCCGAAGCAUCCGCUUCUAGUUCUACUGAGGAUGAUAGUACGAUAGCUUCUAGUUCCGAAUCAACUGUGGAUGAAAGUUCUACUGAGGUUUCUUCUGAAACACCAGCUGACUCAAGCUCCGAAGCAUCCGCUUCUAGUUCUACUGAGGAUGACAGUUCGACAGCUUCAAGUUCCGAAUCACCUGUGGAUGAAA
This is a messenger RNA of Rhagoletis zephyria (snowberry fruit fly), 1095 nucleotides long. Its product is annotated as cell wall protein IFF6-like. The record is from RefSeq and is a predicted model, not a curated record. Lineage: Eukaryota; Metazoa; Arthropoda; Insecta; Diptera; Tephritidae.